Triplophysa dalaica is the source of this 1427-nucleotide messenger RNA. It is a transcript of the gene hnrnpabb, whose product is annotated as heterogeneous nuclear ribonucleoprotein A/Bb. Gene Ontology annotation, cellular component: nucleoplasm. Gene Ontology annotation, molecular function: RNA binding. NCBI's taxonomy places the organism in Eukaryota, Metazoa, Chordata, Actinopteri, Cypriniformes, Nemacheilidae. The record is from RefSeq and is a predicted model, not a curated record. The transcript has 9 exons. Gene Ontology annotation, biological process: regulation of gene expression. The coding region runs from base 130 to 1098 and encodes 322 amino acids.
CACGUUUUACAUCCCUGACUUCAUCCGGCGCUAUAAAGGUGGCCACGAGUUGGCACUGUAAGCGAGAGUCCAUUUUGGAGUGUGGCCUUUUUUAGCGCCUAUAUUUUACAGUAAUCAAAAAAGACCAUAAUGGCCGACGCGGAGAAUCAGUUCAUGGAGACCUCCGAGAACGGGAACGAGGAGGACUUGAACGGAGCGGAGAUCGCAGAGGAGGCCGCGGCGGAGGAGGACGAUAACGGAACCGGCGAGGGAUCUCAGAUCGACGCGAGCAAGGGCGAGGAAGAUGCCGGAAAAAUGUUUGUCGGCGGUCUCAGCUGGGACACCAGUAAGAAAGACCUGAAGGACUAUUUCUCCAAAUUCGGAGAGGUGACCGACUGCACCAUCAAAAUGGACUCUAACACCGGCCGGUCGCGAGGCUUUGGCUUCAUUCUCUUUAAAGAGGCAGAAAGUGUAGAGAAGGUGUUGGUGCAAAAGGAACACAGACUAGAUGGGCGUCAGAUCGAUCCCAAGAAAGCCAUGGCCAUGAAGAAGGAGCCGGUCAAGAAGAUCUUUGUUGGCGGCCUCAACCCUGAGACUACCGAGGAGAAGAUCCGCGAAUAUUUCGGAGCCUUUGGAGAGAUGGAAACUAUUGAACUUCCAAAUGAUCCAAAAACAAACAAAAGGAGGGGAUUUGUUUUCAUCACGUUCAAGGACGAAACCUCUGUCAAACAAGUUCUUGAGAAGAAAUACCAUAAUGUCAGCGGAAGCAAGUGUGAGAUCAAAAUUGCCCAGCCCAAGGAAAUCUACCAGCAGCAGCAGUACGGGAAUCGUGGCGGCGGCGGUGGAGGUGGUGGCUUUGGAGGUCGCGGAAGGGGACGUGGAGGCCAGAACCCAAACUGGAACCAGGGAUAUAACAGCUACUGGAACCAGGGUUAUGGGAAUCAGGAUUAUGGCGGAUAUGGAGGCCAGCAGGGUUAUGGCGGAUAUGGGGGCUACGGUGGUUAUGGCAACUAUGACUACUAUGGCUACGGUGCAGGCUAUGAAUACGACCAGGGCAAUACAAGCUACGGCAAAACGCCAAGACGCGGAGGUCACCAGAGUAGCUACAAGCCAUACUGAUCACAUGUACAACAGGACCGAAGUAUUCUCCAACCAAGAGUCCGUGACACGACGACAACAGUUCAAGGACUCUUCCCUUCUACAGACAAGAUCAUGAUCCAUUUGUACAGAACCGAUGAAUAGGGAAGGCAAAGUCACACUUCCACGUUUUUUAUUUUAAUUUUAUUUUCCUUUGUCCACAUUUCCAGGGAUGGAAGUGUAAUUUUUACUGUACUUUUUGGUACCUUUUUUGAAUAAUGUAUUGUAUGGUUGUAUUUUACAUGUCUACUGGAUUACCACAUGAGGUUCGGGAGCUGCCAGAGCUUUUGAAAUAAAACAAUUUUGAGUAA